AUGUCUACCUCGGGCUCAAAGAAACCACAGCGUCGGUUCCAAUUCAUCGACAACAGUGAUGUCACCUCCUUGGGAUCCAAUUCCACCCAAGUCCGGCGCCAUGUCAUGCAGGAGUACAUGAGAGAGAAGCGAUGGGAGGCUCGCACUCAGUCCACCGCUGCCGAGGGAGCUGAAGCACCGACUCGAAAAAAGCCAGACAAGCCCAGAUCGCAAACACGAUCGCGCCAGCUACGUUCACAAAGCGAACGUUCAGUUGCCGCAGACAUUCAGGACUCGGCAAGGAUUGCAAAUGAAGGAGUGGGCGGAAAGAGCCAUCCAGACGGUCCCGCCGAAGAGAUCGAUCGACACCCUCCCCAUCUUGUUGUGGUACGGACGAAGCCUUCGACAGCCUUCCGUAUAGGUUCGACGGCCUUUGCCAAGUUGGCAGAUAUGAUUCCCGACCCUCCAACCACUCCGCCAUCCUCCAUCAAGUCCAGCGAUUCAUCGUCGCCCUAUAAGCCGCGUUGGCCAUCGACCAGUUCUUCGUCUCGCAGCCCCGAGCCGCAGUCAUAUCUGAGUGCUGCCCGAACCGACCCGUUUGACGCUCUGCCAAUGGAACUAAGCCCUCAGGACCAGGAACUAUUUGACUUCUAUGCGAACGUCAUGCCAGCUUGCUCAUACGGAUUUGAAAGACGUAGUCCACUUGCACACAAUUGGUAUCUGACUGUCUUCAUUCCCGAAGCCAUGAAAGGGGCCGUGUGCUUUCAGAACACCAUUCUCGUCCACGCCGCCAACACACAGGCUUGGGUCCAAGGUCUUCCAGAGACACGUCUUGCCAUCGAGCAUCGGGCUAAAGCAUCGCAACUGCUCCUCCACCACUAUCAACAAUACCCGCAUGACACUUCAGAUGCCACGAUAUCGGCCACAAUCUCAGCCGCGGCACUGGAGGACUUUGACCCGCGAAUAGAACGCCGAAUAUACGCAUGGAUGCACUGGGAGGCGGUGGUGCAAAAGAUCAGGGACCGAGGUGGACCCGCCGCCCUGGUUCAGAACAACAGACUGCAAAUGUUGAUCAAUUGGUCCGAUUACAUCUUUUCGGGUUAUAAAGGCCAUGGUGCUACAUUCUACUUUGACCACCAGUCAUCACCGAGCCAUUCAACCGACCAGGAGGCGGAGGAUAUUGCCCGUGCUGAGAUUGCCGAGCAGUGUGACGAAUUCAUCACCUUCCUCAAAUGCGUCGAACAUCUUGCCCUUGUUCAGGCCGGCCUGCAGACCAACCCAAUCUCAAGGAACCAGCAACCCUUGCGCUACUCUGUCUUUUCACCUGGGCAACCUCUUUACAAUCUCCUUGCAAGCCCGAAUGGCCCACGCUAUACGGAUACGGGACAGUUUAAGCAGAUUAUUUCCAGGUUAGCCGCUCUGAUGACCAUCAACACAGCCAUCUGGGAAUACCGGCACUCGGUUGAACACAGCGAAGCAUUCUUCGCUGAGCUUAUGGACAACAUCAUGCACAACGAACUAGAUCGACAUCUUUCAGUGGAAGCAUUGAUACAGAUAUUAUUGAGCGGAAGUAACAAUCCUGUCUUGUUGCAUACCGAAAGACCGUGGUUUGUGGGGAGAAUGCUGAAAGUGUCCAAGCGCUUGUCCCGACCAACCUUUGAAAGGCUAAACGACUUACUCCUAAACUUGUUGUCGCUGGGGCCAGGGCUCGCGCCUGUCAUGUUGACUUGGGAAAAUGAGCUGCGCGCAGAGAUCCUGCAGGCCCCUCUGGUCAGCUAUCAUUCCCGAUUCAUGCUGGAAACGGCUUGA
This is a messenger RNA of Fonsecaea multimorphosa CBS 102226, 1788 nucleotides long. RefSeq lists its product as uncharacterized. The record is from RefSeq and is a predicted model, not a curated record. Lineage: Eukaryota; Fungi; Ascomycota; Eurotiomycetes; Chaetothyriales; Herpotrichiellaceae. The transcript has a single exon. The coding region runs from base 1 to 1788 and encodes 595 amino acids.